Messenger RNA from Trichoderma virens Gv29-8, 1800 nucleotides. RefSeq lists its product as uncharacterized. The record is from RefSeq and is a predicted model, not a curated record. NCBI's taxonomy places the organism in Eukaryota, Fungi, Ascomycota, Sordariomycetes, Hypocreales, Hypocreaceae. Bases 1 to 1800 code for a protein of 599 amino acids. The transcript has a single exon.
AUGGCACCGCGUCGGCGAGAAAUCCCCGCCGAGGGCUCGUGGCGCCUCGUCGACGGUGAAAACGACAGUUUCGACACAAGCAUUAUUGAUCCUCUGCCCGGGGAUGACUUCAGCCCUCCGUCAAGCGCCAUGCCCUCUUCCGGGUUCCCCACCCAGGAAUCCUUUUCCCAGAGUCAGAACAACAUGAGCUUCGCAUCUCAGGACAGCAUCCGCGACUUUGCCAAUUUCCAGAACGACGAAGACGUCAUCUUGCGACAGCCUUUCCGCCCCACGCUUCCCUCGAGUGCUGCCACUUCGAUGCAGCGUGCUUCAUAUCCGCAGCCCGAGCUGCAACUCCGAAUGCCUCUCGUUAAAGCCAACAAUCUCGUUGCGAGCGAAGCCUCACGGACCGCCAGAACCACCGAUGAUGAUAGCGAGGAGGGCAGUGUGUGGGAUUCUGAGCAGGAACAGGCUCCUGACAAUUGGCACGAAGAGUCGGAAAAAGAAUAUGCCAGGCUUUUGAAGGAGCAAAACGAGGCUUCGGUUAAUUGGGGCCACACCAAGCCAGGCUCAUCAGCAUCCAGCCCCUCCUGGCAACUGCUUCAAAUCUUCCGCUACACAAUAAUACCCGUCGCAAUCGUCCUUGUUGCAUAUCUCUUUCAUAUCAAUGGCGUCUCUGUCCAAGACGCCCGCGACAAGGUCCAAUCAUUCUCAUUUACAUCUCUGCAGGAUAUUACAGGUGUUUCCAACUUCCAAAUUCCAUUCUUCGAGGCCGAGACAUCUCACCGUGCCGCUGCUUCUUCAAUCGACUUCACAAGUCUUAUGGAGGUUCAAUCUGGGUUUGAGAGUGUGCUCGAUAAGAGCGCGUAUGGCCUCACCAUGCCUCUUGAACUCAAGAGUUCAGAGAUGGCUACCCGAAACCUAAGGGCUCUCCUCAAGGAGACCGAAAUCGCGGCUAGAGAAGAUUUCAUUUUGGAGCUCAAUGGUUAUAUUGAAAAAGCUGGCCGAGCAGGCUCGGAUUUGCAGACAUUUUAUAUCCACAUUGGCUCAACCGUCGACUCCAUCAUUAAUAUCAAUCGCUGGACCCUGCGCCACAUCAAUUCCCUAUCUAUGGAACCCGAGACACCCUCACUACCUCCAGUCAUAGCCUGGGCCAUCCGACCGCUGAGUCUAUUCAGAUCAUCAGAACAGGCUGGAAACGAUCAGGCCCUGUUGGAUAAAUACUCUGAGCACAUCACUCUCGUUCAAGAUCGGCUAGGGAAACUCCUCGAUGAAGGGAAGGCCCUCUUAUUACUCCUCCACCAGAGCCAGAGCCAGCUAGGCGUAAUUAAUGAACAAGCCAAACAACUUCCUGGAGCGGGGAGUGCCAAACCCGACUCACUGCUCUCGACUAUCUGGGCCUAUAUCGGGAGCUUCAUGGAGGAGCCACGCAAUUUCGACGAGCAGAUUGUGCUGCUGAAGAAGGUGGACGCGCAGUAUGCAAACACCAUUUCUCAUCUCGUGUCCCUAAUUGAGGAGCUCAAGGACAUCCAGCUGUAUCUGGGGGAUUUGCUCAAACGAAACGAUGACUCUUCCGAUAUUUGGGAAGAGGGGCCUGGAGCGCUGGGUCAAACGACGUUGAGUGAGCAGUAUGACAUUAUCAAGAAUGCCGUGGAAAGGCUUGAACAGGCCAGAAAGAGAACCACGGAGGGCGAGGCAGAGAACAAGACACCAAGCGAAGCAGAGCUCGAAACACCGAGUGAAGCGGAGACUGAGACACCGAGUGAGACAGAGCACGAGACGUCCGGCGAAACGCACGCCGAGACGAGCAACGAUAACUGA